AUGGCUACUUUACCAGGAACGGUUCCUCGAAUGGUUCGGCCAGCACCGGGCCAGAACUACCCUCGCACUGGAUUUCCCCUGGAAGUGUCCACCCCGCUGGGCCAGGGUCGAGUGAACCAGCUCGGCGGCGUGUUCAUCAACGGGAGGCCUUUACCGAACCACAUCCGACACAAGAUCGUGGAGAUGGCGCACCACGGUAUCCGGCCCUGCGUCAUCUCCCGACAGCUGCGCGUUUCUCACGGCUGCGUCUCCAAAAUCCUGUGCCGCUACCAGGAGACGGGCUCGAUCCGGCCUGGGGCUAUAGGGGGGAGUAAACCCAGGCAGGUGGCCACGCCCGACGUGGAAAAAAGGAUUGAGGAAUACAAGCGUGAAAACCCGGGCAUGUUCAGCUGGGAGAUCCGCGACAAACUGCUGAAGGACGGAGUGUGUGACAGAAGCACGGUUCCUUCAGGUGAGGCCUCAUCUGUGAGUUCCAUUAGCCGGGUUUUGAGAGCACGUUUUGGAAAGAAGGAUGAUGAUGAUGAUUGCGAUAAGAAGGAUGAAGAUGGAGAGAAGAAAACGAAGCACAGCAUCGACGGCAUUUUGGGAGACAGAGGCCACCGCACAGAUGAGGGUUCGGAUGUGGAGUCGGAGCCGGAUCUGCCUCUGAAGAGGAAACAGAGACGCAGUCGCACCACGUUCACUGCUGAGCAGCUGGAGGAGCUGGAGAAGGCCUUCGAGAGGACGCACUACCCCGACAUCUACACCCGAGAGGAGCUGGCUCAGAGGACCAAACUCACUGAGGCUCGCGUACAGGUGUGGUUUAGUAACCGACGAGCCAGAUGGCGCAAACAAGCAGGAGCCAAUCAGCUGGCAGCAUUUAACCACCUGUUACCUGGAGGAUUUCCUCCUACCGGAAUGCCUACACUGCCAACUUAUCAACUUCCAGAGACCACCUAUCCCAGCACCACCCUCUCCCAGGAUGGCAGUGGCACACUGCAUCGACCUCAACCUCUCCCGCCCUCCUCCAUGCACCAGGGUGGGCUUUCGGCCGAUAGUAGCUCCGCCUAUGGCCUCUCGUCCAAUCGCCACACCUUCUCCAGCUACUCGGACACCUUCAUGACCCCGUCAGCUUCGAGCAACCACAUGAACCCGGUCAGCAACGGGCUCUCCCCACAGGUGAUGAGUAUCCUGAGCAACCCCAACGCCGUGCCGUCUCAGCCGCAGCACGACUUCUCCAUCUCACCGCUCCACAGCAGCCUGGACGCCUCUGGAUCCAUCUCAGCCAGCUGCAGCCAGCGCUCGGACACCAUCAAGAGCGUGGAGAGCCUGUCUUCAUCCCAAUCCUACUGCCCUCCCACUUACAGCACCACCAGCUACAGCGUGGACCCAGUAACAGCCGGAUACCAGUAUAGCCAGUAUGGCCAGAGUGCAGUGGACUACCUGGCUAAAAACGUCAGUCUGUCCACCCAGAGGAGGAUGAAGCUGGGAGAUCACUCCGCAGUACUCGGGUUGCUGCAGGUGGAGACGGGACAGGCCUACUGAUCAUCUCACACACACACACACACACACACAGAGCCAGAAGUCCCUGGUUUUUAAGCAAGAACUUGUCUGAUAAAGCAGAUGAGGCUUUGUU
Molecule: messenger RNA, 1615 nt
Organism: Neoarius graeffei (lesser salmon catfish)
Lineage: Eukaryota; Metazoa; Chordata; Actinopteri; Siluriformes; Ariidae
Gene: pax7a
Product: paired box 7a
Exons: 9
Coding region: 1-1524 (507 amino acids)
Biological process (GO): anatomical structure development; regulation of transcription by RNA polymerase II
Molecular function (GO): DNA-binding transcription factor activity, RNA polymerase II-specific; RNA polymerase II cis-regulatory region sequence-specific DNA binding
Source: RefSeq, a predicted model, not a curated record